UGCUAAUGCAGGAGGAUACCGUUUUAUUCAAGAAUAUAGCAAAGCGAUUUCACAAAUUUCUCAUUUAUUUAUCUACACGUUAUUUUUCCUCAUUCAAAGAGAAAUAGCUUGGCUUACUGUUUCUUGCACGUUUCUAUUCUGACAGCUGUGAACUAGUCUGUCAGAGUUGCUACACACCGACCUUCUACUAGGCUGAAUAGACUUUUAUCCGGACUUCUUAGCUGGUACCUUAAUUUCGUGUCACACCUCAUAGGUUCAGGUAGUUUUGUUGACUGACUGCCUCAUACGUGUCACACAGAUGCCUGGCCGUAGUGCCAUGUGGAAACUUGCCGGUAUCCUUGGGCUGCUCAUACUCCCAUUUGCACCGGUUGAAGCGUGGUACAAGCAAGUCACGAACCCUCGGUAUCAUACUGUGGGUCGAGCCUCUGGGCUGCUGCUUGGGGUCCGGCGCUCCCCCUAUAUCCGUCGUCGAGGGGUUGGUGAUGGAGACCAUCCCUUGGGUAACAUGGGCAAUGGUGAAGACCCCCAGUCUUACGUAAAUGUUCUGCGGUACCAGUUACUAACUGAGCUUCUUGGGGCUCCGACCCGAGAAUCAAUGCCUGAGAAUAACGGCCCUGAAGUCAAACUGCUCGCCAACAGUCCCUGGUUAGGAUCGGCCGACAGUUCCCAUAGUCUUCAAGGUCCCCGUCUAGACAGAGCAUUGCGCAAUAAGAAAUGUUCAUCUCAGCUGAGAGCAGGGGUUGAUGACAGUGACGGACAUGGAGGUGGCCGGCUGCUAAAAACUGAUUUGUUGGGAGAGAGGGCAGUCGAAGUAGCACGCAGGGCAGAGGACUCAGACGAUAUGUCCAUGGAAACAGGCCCAACAAAGUGCGCCGAAGACAAGAGCAUGGGAGAACCUCCGCUACUCCAGGUAAAGGGGACAGCACUACACAGGCUGAUGGACUUUCUAAACCUUUGGAGGGGUCCGAGGACUGAAGACACGACUAAGGAGGUGUGAAGGCCUUUUCAGCUCAAAGAUAACCUCGAUGUGAAGAUAUUAUACAGCUCUGGCUUCAAUAUGAACACGGAGAAGUGAAAAACAACAGUAUGCAUUCUUUCAUCAAAUUGGGAAGCAAAUGACAGUUUGCGCAGAUACAUGUUCUAUAUCUUCAUGUGAAGACAAACCAUUAUUAAUCAAUACAGGCCUCUUUCUUCUUCAGGGCCAUCAUGGAUGUGUUGCACAUCGAAGACUGCUACCAAAGCCUGGAGCCACCAUUUGCAUUUUUGUGCAAAAGUUAUCUUGCGCUUGUUAAAAUAUGGUCAAAAUGUAAUCUUCAGGUUGAUGUUAGUAACUUCUGUAUCAUGUUCAUAUGCUUUUUAUGGAUUUCCCAUCAGUCAUUAAAAUAUUUUCCAUUGAACGGUAUUUCUUACAAUUUAAGGGCACUGCUUUUGUCCCUAGAGUGAUGUAAAGCUUAAAUAAAAACAACAUACAGAUAAAUAAAGUGAUGCAGAAGUAUAAGAUAUAACACCACAAAAUGUACUUAUCUAUUUAAAUGAAAAAAUAUAAAGUUGUCAAUAAAGUGUAAAACAGUGCAUAUCCUGCUAAUUUGUUCACCUGGACUCUGGUAGUUUAGUACAAACGAUUAAGGCACCAAGCUUUCAUUUGACUUUUUUCUGUAGUCCUGAGUUUGAUUAAUUUACUCUGUCUGCAUACUUUGUGACUUUGAGCAAUUUUAUUUACCAUAUUGUGGUCCCAGGGCAACUCUGAAAAGAGGCACUUAAUGCCUAGUGGAUAUACUUAGUUAACAAGUACAAGAAUUUUGCUAACCAUUAAUGACAGAUGAUUAGACUGCUGCAUGUUACAUCAAUGUUACGUUAUUUAC
Messenger RNA from Protopterus annectens (West African lungfish), 1862 nucleotides. RefSeq names its product neuropeptide W (gene NPW). Gene Ontology annotation, biological process: G protein-coupled receptor signaling pathway; feeding behavior. Gene Ontology annotation, molecular function: G protein-coupled receptor binding. Bases 299 to 997 code for a protein of 232 amino acids. The transcript has 2 exons. Lineage: Eukaryota; Metazoa; Chordata; Ceratodontiformes; Protopteridae. The record is from RefSeq and is a predicted model, not a curated record.